GAAAAAUGUGAGGCUAUGUUUUUGUUUCAUUAAAUUUUUCUCAAAAUGAGUAAUUUUCGUCUUGAAUAAUUAUCCUUGAAAAAUUGUUUUGUUACCCACCAAUACAUUUAAGUUUGUAAAAUCUGUUAAAUUAUGGCGUGUUAAGUGUAUUAAUGUACAACUGUUCCGUGCGAGAAUUUUUCCAUUCGAUCUCAAAGUUGUUCCCGUAGACAUAACCUUACAGUGAAGCAGCGCAAUCAUCAUAAUAUUGAUAGAAUAUGAAAUUCCAAGCAAAUUAGUUGUCAGGAAGGUGAGUCGAAUGCAAACGAUGCCGGAGGUUUGGAUCCCAAGGGACAAGCGAAGAUGAGGGGGGAUCGAUUGAAUUUUGAGGACACUCCGUUGAAAAGUCGCUCCAAUGCAACCUACAGAAACAAACGUAUUACGAGCUUGGAACAAUUCGUCCAGCAGAUACCACCGUCACUCCUGCGCAAGACCUCUUCACAAAAGCCCGCACUGAGGCAGGAUGAGAGGGACUUAGAUGUAAGAACCGAAAAUAGUCGGGGCGAUGCCAGAGGUGGAAAUGGUACACUGUUCCUGCAAGGCCUCUCGAGCCUGAAAGCUAAUUUGAAGAACAGAUCACAGCUUACGGAGAAACCAGUAUCAGGCAGUGUAUUAAAGUGUCCUCUAUCCUCCUCCGGUGUGCUCAGUGAAGGAAAUCAAAAGAGAAAAAAAGAUGACACCGCGCGACUCUCAUAUCCUAAGAGGAGAAUACAUGAAAGAAAAAAUGCCGGCGAAAAAAUCACAACAUCGAAAAGCACUUCUAGUAUGGUCAAGGAAAUGCUGCCACCUUGCCCCCUCGUGACAUCUGGAAGUCAAACAGGGAGUGUAAGAAGCAAGUCUUUUUCUCACUCUUGUUAUCUUCCCGAUCCGUCAGAUGGCUCUGAAAUAGAUGCAAUUUUGGCGAGGUUGUUGAAAGAGAAAGAGAAGCGACUCUUGAUGGAAAACUGUGUGGAGGGGCUGAAGAUUGGCGUCUCCUUGAAUCAGCAGGAAGUCAAGUCUUUGAUCCAGUCGAAGAAGAAAGCUUACACUGUGGCAAAGCUUCUCAAAAAAAAGUUUGAGAAAGCGCACACCACGAACAAAGAGGCACUGAAAAGGGUCAAAGCUUUAAAGAUAGAAAAGGCCGAGUUGGCCGAGAAGCUGAAAUCCAAGGAGGAGAGACUGAUUACUCUGGAGAAUGAGGUUUCGCAGCUGCGCACGACCGGUCAGAUCUCCUCCAUGUCCUCAGCGGUGUUCAAAAUCAGGGAAAAGAACCUACUUCAAGUGAGCCGUGAAAACGAGAAACUCAGCAAGGCAAAUAUUGACCAGUCAAAGGAGCUCUCUGAAGAGAGGCAGAAGAAGAAAGAGGCAGAGCUGAGAUUAGCUGAAGCAAUGAGAGAGGUCAAACAGUUGAAGGCCGAGCUCGAAAAGAAGACAGAGGAGCUCGAAGCCGCCAGAGUGGAAGACAAUGACAGAGAUACGAACUCCAAAAUCCUAGAAUCAACUAAAGACCGAGAGGCUGGACUCAAGAGGAGGAUCAAUAUUCUGACGGCUCUCGAAUCCAGGCAGAGGACGACCGUGAGUGAACUGAAAGGCAAGCUGGAAGAAAUGCAAGAAACGAGCUCAGAAAUGAGAGCAAAGUUUGAGGGUGAAAUAGCCCGUUUGCAGGGAGAAAUAAACAUGCACAAGGAUGUCCUUAAAGAGGAGAGGACAGAGAGGGAGAAACUGAAAACUCUCGCAGCUGAAUACAAUAAGAUAAUCAAAUGCCGUAAUGAUAGAAUCUCGGAGUUAUCGAAAUUGAUUGAGGACCAGGAACAAACUAUAGAAACGCAGAGGCAACAAAUAGGAAAAGAGGAGCACCUGACCCGGGAGGUGGAGGAAGAGAAUACGGUGCUGCGUGAGCGGAUAGACAAGGAGCUGACACCACAGUUAAAUGAUUUGCAACAAAUGGUGGAAGAGCUGAGGAAGGCGAAGGAACUCGCUGAGACGGCUGUCCAGGAAUCUCGCUCCGAAAAAACGGUUUGUCCAAACUGCUCCACCGCGACUCAGCACACCCGCUUCAGGAAUUUAUUAAGUUCAGAAGAUGACGACAGCACUCCUAAUCACAUGAUUGGUGACCACAAAAGUAUUUACCCGCAAAUCGAUGACUUCGCGGCGAUUCUCAAUCAGCGGAAACAGUUGCACAAAGACCUGGAGAGCAUGAAACAAGAGAAGAACCAAUUUUACUACGAUUUGAAGGAGCUCCAACGAGAAAACAACGAUAUGUUGCGACGCAUCAACGAAUUAUCGGAAGAAUUGGUUAACGCAAGAGAACAAGCCGCAUUGCUCCCUCAUAGAGAGAGCAAACUUUCCCAAUUGGAAGAGCGGCUACGGAACACUGAAAAAGAGUGGAGGGAGAAGUGGGAAAAAGUGAAGCAAGAAAAGGAGGAUGCUAUUGAGACUGCAAAGAGUGUAACCGAUAAGCUGGUCAGUUGCGUGGCAAGUUAUCAAUAUGAAAUGGCGAAUUUAAAGAAAGUUCAGUGCAUGCUUGUUGGAUUGUUAAAUCAAAAGGACGCAAUGCUUGCUGUUUUCGAUCAGAAAUUGACGGAUGAAAAUUCGCUGAGCUAUGAUGAAGACACAAACUUGCGACCCUGGCCUCCGGUACAAAACAAGCCAUACCAUCAACAUCGAUAGUUGACCAAAACACAAGCAUCUACGCUAAAGAAACUUGCUUAAUUGUUUUAAUCGUGAAUAAAUUAUACUUUGCCACUUA
Messenger RNA from Bemisia tabaci, 2767 nucleotides. Lineage: Eukaryota; Metazoa; Arthropoda; Insecta; Hemiptera; Aleyrodidae. The record is from RefSeq and is a predicted model, not a curated record.